AUAGAUGCUUUCGUUUGUGGUUAUGUUUAUGUGACUUGAAAUUUACAAGUCAUUACCUUAAACUUUAAUUUUUCAUUUGGGAGUUCGUCUAUUAUACAAAGUUGAGUUUUUUUGUAAAAUCUAACUGAAAGACAUCAAAACAAUUUGCUUGCCAUGGAGAACAUGGAAAUAGUUCCUACCGAAAAGAAAAUGGGUUUUAAGGACGAGGGAAGCCCAAUUGAAACCAAACAGGUAUUGCAAGAUAUGGAUGUAGAGGAUCUUUAUACCAAGUAUAAAAAACUACAGCAAAUGUUGGAGUUCUUAGAAGUCCAAGAGGAAUAUAUAAAAGAUGAACAAAGAAAUUUGAAGAAAGAAUAUCUCCAUGCACAAGAAGAGGUGAAACGCAUUCAAUCUGUUCCGUUAGUUAUCGGCCAGUUUUUAGAAGCCGUGGAUCAAAAUACUGGUAUUGUCGGCUCGACAACUGGUUCUAACUAUUAUGUAAGGAUCUUAUCUACAAUUGAUCGUGAAUUGCUAAAACCUUCCGCUAGUGUAGCUUUACACAAACACAGUAAUGCAUUAGUUGAUGUUCUUCCUCCUGAGGCAGAUUCUUCUAUUAGUAUGUUGCAAGCAGAUGAAAAGCCUGAUGUUCAGUACAGUGAUAUUGGUGGUAUGGAUAUGCAAAAGCAAGAAAUUAGGGAAGCAGUUGAGUUACCAUUAACUCACUUUGAGCUCUAUAAACAGAUUGGUAUUGAUCCACCUAGAGGAGUUCUUAUGUAUGGUCCACCUGGGUGUGGAAAAACAAUGUUAGCCAAAGCAGUAGCUCAUCACACUACUGCUGCUUUCAUUCGAGUGGUUGGUUCCGAAUUUGUCCAAAAAUAUUUGGGUGAAGGACCAAGAAUGGUACGUGAUGUAUUUAGACUGGCUAAAGAGAAUGCUCCAGCUAUAAUUUUCAUUGAUGAAAUAGACGCAAUAGCUACAAAGAGAUUUGAUGCUCAAACUGGUGCUGAUAGAGAAGUACAGCGUAUUCUUUUGGAGUUGUUAAAUCAAAUGGAUGGAUUUGAUCAAACUACCAAUGUGAAGGUUAUCAUGGCCACCAACCGUGCUGAUACUUUAGAUCCUGCUCUCUUGAGACCUGGUCGUCUUGAUAGGAAAAUAGAAUUUCCUCUUCCUGAUCGCAGACAAAAACGAUUGAUAUUCACCACAAUCACAGCUAAAAUGAAUUUAUCCGAAGAGGUUGAUCUUGAGGAUUUCGUUGCCAGGCCUGAUAGAAUAUCUGGAGCUGACGUCAAUGCAAUUUGUCAAGAAGCAGGUAUGCACGCUGUACGGGAAAACCGAUACAUCGUCCUGCCAAAAGACUUUGAAAAGGGUUAUAAAAAUAACAUAAAGAAGGACGAGAGUGAACACGAAUUUUACAAAUAAGUUGAAUAAUACAUUAUUAUAUCUUUACAAAAUAACAAAAAAUUCAGUGUAUUUAUUUCUUUAAUUGAGAACACAAUUGAAAUUUCUAACAGACCAAUAAGUAUCUUUUGAGAAUCAUUUUGUAAUAUAUUCAUUCAGAAAUUAUAAACAGGAUUUAUUCCCAA
Molecule: messenger RNA, 1562 nt
Organism: Harmonia axyridis
Lineage: Eukaryota; Metazoa; Arthropoda; Insecta; Coleoptera; Coccinellidae
Gene: Rpt3
Product: 26S proteasome regulatory subunit 6B
Exons: 6
Coding region: 154-1398 (414 amino acids)
Biological process (GO): proteasome-mediated ubiquitin-dependent protein catabolic process
Cellular component (GO): proteasome regulatory particle, base subcomplex
Molecular function (GO): ATP binding; ATP hydrolysis activity; proteasome-activating activity
Source: RefSeq, a predicted model, not a curated record